AUUAGCAAGUUUCUCUUAGUGAGUGUAUUAUUCAUGAAUUAGUGAGUUUUACUUUCUUGAAAAUAAAUGCAACAUACCACGAGUUCGAAAACAACACAAUACGAAUUCAAUUUGCAAUUUAUCGGGAAUAUUUUGGAACAUGCGAUUAGGAUGAAAGUGAAGGAACCGGAUGCGUCCAGACCCGAUCUAAGCGUCAAUCAAGAAUAAAAACAGCGUAAAUCCAAUCAAGGGUAUACAUACAAAUUUAAAAUGGCAAAGUACAAUGCAGCUGAGUGGUUGUGAAGUGAAAAAUGCUUUUCUUUGUUUCACCUGUCGUGUGACAAAUACCAAUGGACAUUAUGUGCCAGCUAGAUAGUGCUUACCGCCUUAAUACAGGAUGGGCCAAAUAAAAUUGUUCGGACGAGUGGAUAUGACUUGGGGCAGCAUUAACAGAGGAGGAAAAGAUGUACAGUUCCAACAGGAUGGAGCAACUGCCCAUACAGCCGGCGGAACCUUGGGGCACAUCUACACAAUCAUCACGCCUGACACAGUUGUUAGCAGAGGUUAGUCUGGUCGCUGCCCCAGCGGGCCACCAAGGUCAUUUGAUCUGUCAGUGUGUGAUUACUUUAUGAGGGGAACCUUCAAGUCUAAGGUGUAUCGCAACAGCCCUCAUAGUCUUCAAAAACUGCUGCAGAACAUUUCGGAGCAAGUCCAGCCCAGCCUUCAGUAACUGGCUGACCAGGGCCCAAAACGGCCAAGAAAUGAGUGGUGGUCACUUUCAACAUGUGCUGUAGUCAGAUGCUGCCAAGGAGAGCAAAACCGCUCUUCCUCCGAGAACGUUCAGCUUCCAACAGACAUUGGAGAAUAUUAAGAAAGACAUUAGCGAUUCUCCAGUCUGGCUAUCCGCUGACGAAACCACUGAUUCUUGCGGUCGGUAUAUGGUGCACGUCACAGUUGGAAAAUUCUCUGCUGCCGAGGCUGGACGAGGACACCUCAUACUACGCAAAGAAGUGGAACGAACGACUCACGCCACGACUGCUCGCACAGUGCAGGAAGCAUUGGGCGUGCUAUGGAGAAGUGAAGAUCAGAAACGUGGGGAUACAAGGUUUUAGCCAUUGUGAUGGAUAGUGCCGCAUAUAUACUGAAGGCAGAGUGUCUCCGAGUGUUUUACCGUAAAAUUAUUCACCUCACGUGUCCGGCCCACAGCAUCCAUCGAGUCGCUGAAGAGUUCAGAGCCACAUUGCCAGAGGUCAACAGCCUUAUCUCUUCGGCAAAGAAGGUUUUCAUCAAGGCACCAAGUCGAGUGAGAGCUUUCAAGACUGCUCACCCUGACUGUCCUCUGCGACCUGAUCCAGUCUUCACGAGGUGGGGAACGUGGAUUUCAGCUGCAAACUAUUAUGCGGACAACCACAGAAAAGUUGAAGAGGUCCUAAAGGGCUUUGAAGAUAGCGAAAAUUUAGCCACAGCAAAAACCAAGGACGCCAUGAAGAAUUCCAGCGUGUUACACAGCCUAUCUUUCAUCCGAGUGCACUUGGGUGGCCUGCCAGACCUAAUUGUGGA
Schistocerca cancellata (South American locust) is the source of this 1539-nucleotide messenger RNA. RefSeq lists its product as uncharacterized. The coding region runs from base 763 to 1107 and encodes 114 amino acids. The record is from RefSeq and is a predicted model, not a curated record. The transcript is spliced from 5 exons. Lineage: Eukaryota; Metazoa; Arthropoda; Insecta; Orthoptera; Acrididae.